Messenger RNA from Olea europaea var. sylvestris, 501 nucleotides. RefSeq names its product GPI mannosyltransferase 3-like. Lineage: Eukaryota; Viridiplantae; Streptophyta; Magnoliopsida; Lamiales; Oleaceae. The record is from RefSeq and is a predicted model, not a curated record. The transcript has 2 exons. Gene Ontology annotation, biological process: GPI anchor biosynthetic process. The annotation marks the transcript as partial. Gene Ontology annotation, cellular component: endoplasmic reticulum membrane. Gene Ontology annotation, molecular function: alpha-1,2-mannosyltransferase activity.
UGACUUCUUUACAAUUUCAGUCCCCCAAUAUAUUGUUCUAGGUCUGCCUCUGUUCAUACAGCCACCCUACUGCCAACCUGUCUAUCACAGUUCGAGAUUUCCAGUACAACUCUCAUUCAAAAACUCGAGACACAUCAAAAUAACACCGCUGCCCAAAUGAGAAUGAGACAAAGGAAGGUCUCUACAAAAGCAUCUGACGAUGAUGAAAAUAACGAGAAAUUCACCGCAACAAACUAUCUACCCAAGAACUUUUCACCAUCACUGAAGAAAAUCUUUGUGCUAUGUUUGGUUACACGAAUGAUCAACUCAUUAUUAGUUCAAACAUAUUUCAACCCAGAUGAGCAUUGGCAAGCUCUUGAAGUAGGGCAUCGCAUCGCUUUCGGGUAUGGGCAUCUGACAUGGGAAUGGAAAAAGGGUAUAAGGACUUACUUGCAUCCGGUGCUGUUUGCAGCUCUUUAUAAAGUUCUGGCCUUUUCCCUUCUUGAUACCCCUUGGUUCAUG